GCGGAAGUGAGAAUCCCCCAGCUGAACUCCUAGUCACUGCAGCAGGUACUCUGACUGCGUUUCUCGUCAUUUAACGCCAUGAUACCACUCCUGCUGCUUCUUAGUCCAUGUCUUCUCCUCCCUGGGACGGGGGCAAUAUCCUUUUAUGUGCCUCCUUAUGGCAAGAAGUGCUUAAAGGAGGAAAUUCAUAAAGAUGUGCUUGUGACGGGCGAAUAUGAAGUGUCUGAACAACCAGGGGUUUCGUCAAACCUUAAGGUGACUGAUUCUUCAAAUCACAUUCUUUAUUCUAAAGAGGAUGCAAAGAAAGGAAAAUUUGCCUUUACUACUGAUGAUUUUGAUGUGUAUGAAAUCUGUUUCGAGAGCAAGAGUCAAACAGGUAACCUUAGAUUUCCAGACCAGCUCAUUAUCCUUGAUGUCAAGCAUGGUGUAGAAGCCAAGAAUUAUGAAGAUCUGGCCAAAGCUGAGAAGCUGAAACCUCUGGAAGUAGAACUGAGACGGUUAGAGGAUUUGUCCGACUCAAUUGUAAAGGACUUCACAUACAUGAAAAAGAGAGAAGAGGAAAUGAGGGAUACAAACGAGUCUACCAGUCUACGAGUCCUCUACUUUAGUGUGUUUUCUAUGUUCUGCCUUGUUGCUCUUGCAACCUGGCAAGUAUUCUACCUCAGACGAUUCUUCAAAGCAAAGAAGCUCAUCGAGUAAUUUUGGAAAUGAAUCCAGAGACAUCACUGCAUUAUUCCUGGCCCAUACUUUGCAGCAGAGCUCUAUGUAAAACACCAUCGUUUUGUCAUGGUAGCCACCAGUACGAUCCAAGAAUGUGGGGUCACAUGGAAACUAGGUCAACAUAUUGUAUGCCACCUCAUUGUUUUGUAUAAUUCUCUUCUCCCACAUGGAUCUUUCAUUCGGCCUGUCACACUUUUCAAUAAUUGUGCUAUUUCCCAGAUGUUUACACGGGCAUGUCUGUGUGACAUAGAUAAUUAAGUUACAUUAAGUAUAGCCAAAGGGUACUAGUCAGAAUGGGAAAUUUGUGGGCAAAUGAAAUGUUUUGGACUCUGUGCUUUUUUGAUUUUUAUUUAAAUUGGGAAUAUUGGGUGUAUGCAUAUUCUUGAAAUAAAAGGAGAAAAUUAGA
This is a messenger RNA of Pelobates fuscus (common spadefoot toad), 1126 nucleotides long. Its product is annotated as transmembrane emp24 domain-containing protein 10-like. Gene Ontology annotation, biological process: intracellular protein transport; endoplasmic reticulum to Golgi vesicle-mediated transport; Golgi organization. Gene Ontology annotation, cellular component: COPII-coated ER to Golgi transport vesicle; endoplasmic reticulum; endoplasmic reticulum-Golgi intermediate compartment. The transcript has 5 exons. Bases 79 to 699 code for a protein of 206 amino acids. The record is from RefSeq and is a predicted model, not a curated record. NCBI's taxonomy places the organism in Eukaryota, Metazoa, Chordata, Amphibia, Anura, Pelobatidae.